AUGUCCACAAAACAUUUUUUUCCUAAUCAAAAUGGACUGGUUGUAAGGGCUCUGAAAGGUGUCGCCUCUCAAAAUCCUAGUUUGGGUGUAUUGGAAAGUGACAAAGUCCUGUUCCAUCUGGAUCAUGAUUCUUCAAAAGUAUCGCUACUUUCAGGAGGAGGCUCUGGUCAUGAACCUGCUCAUAGUGGAUACGUUGGCAAAGGCAUGCUGGCAGCUGCUGUGUGUGGUGAUGUAUUUGCCAGUCCAAAUACAAAACAGAUCAUGAAUGCUUGUAAAGUAGUUGGAUCUGACGACGGAUAUAUUUUCAUUGUUACCAAUUAUACAGGAGACAUGCUACAUUUUGGUUUGGCAUGUGAAAAGAUUAAAAGUCAUGGCACAAAGGUUGCUCUUAUCAAGUCUGCAGAUGAUGUCUCAGUGGGGCGCACAAUGGGUGGAUCCGUCGGAAGACGUGGUUUGAGUGGUACCAUUGUCAUCAACAAGGUUCUCGGAGGAGCUGCUGAAGCAGGUUCUUCUUUCGAGGUGGUAGAGGAAUUGGGCCAUGCCAUUGCCUCAAAUAUUGUGACGAUUGGUGCUGGUUUAGACCAUUGUCAUGUACCAGGUAAUUCUGAAGAGUUUGGUGGUUUGGGCCCUGAAGAAUGUGAAAUUGGUCUGGGUAUUCAUAAUGAACCAGGCGUGACCAGACUGGACGAAAUUCCUCCUAUCGAAAGUCUUGUCAAGUCUUUACUGGGAUAUCUUUUAGAUCAGUCAGAUAGCGACAGGAGUUUUGUCAAGAUCGAGUCCACCGACAAAGUGGCCUUGAUGAUAAAUAAUCUCGGCGGCCUAUCUAUAAUUGAGCAGAAUGCAAUUGUAGAAGUUGUUCUGGAUAAGCUGUCUUCGGAAUAUGGUAUUGUUCCUAUCAGGGUAUUUGCUGGUCACUUUAUGACCUCGUUAAAUGCACCUUCUUUCUCAAUCACUCUACUUAAUAUCACCCAGUCGGUGACAAAAGGAACCUCAGAAUCAAAAAUUAUCGAGUAUCUCGAUGCACCUACUGAUGCUGUGAACUGGCCAAGUAAUCAUUACAAGACAUCUAGACCAAUUGACCUGAAAUCUCAAGUCAAAUCACUGCCCAAGUCAGAUGAUAAUGUCGAGAAACGAACUUUGGAUUUGCUUGUUGAUCCAUCUGUGCUUGAAUCUAAAUUGAGAACCGCAUCAAACAAUUUAAUCUCUGCUGAACCUGAUUUGACGAAAUGGGAUACAAAGAUGGGGGAUGGAGACUGUGGUAAAACUCUUGAAUCAGGAGCCAUGGCUUUGCUGAGAUCACUAGACUCUGGAUUAGCUAGUCCUGGUUCUAUUAUUGAUGUUCUAGAGAGGAUUGUCGAUAUCACUGAAGAAAACAUGGGUGGUACUUUGGGUGCUAUUUUCGGUAUUUAUUUUGCCUCCUUCUCAUCCUCCUUGAAACACAUUGUCAGCACAAAUCCUAAUAGUGAUGCACUUAAGAUCUUGGCGCAAUCGGCUAAUGAAGCAUUGGAUAAUUUGAGAUUGCACACAGCAGCUAAAGAAGGUGAUCGCACAGUUAUGGAUGUUCUAAUUCCAUUCUGUAAAGCACUUGUGAGCAAUUAUGAUUUGAAAGAAGCCCUUGAGGAAGCGCAUCAAGCGGCCGAAAAAACUAAAACACUCGUACCAAAACUUGGUCGCGCUACUUAUGUUGGAGGAGUCAGUGAAAUGACCGUGUUCCCUCCUGACCCUGGUGCCUGGGCCUUGUAUGAGAUCUUAAAAGGCAUUUUAUAA
Molecule: messenger RNA, 1767 nt
Organism: Sugiyamaella lignohabitans
Lineage: Eukaryota; Fungi; Ascomycota; Dipodascomycetes; Dipodascales; Trichomonascaceae
Gene: DAK1
Product: Dak1p
Exons: 1
Coding region: 1-1767 (588 amino acids)
Biological process (GO): glycerol catabolic process
Cellular component (GO): cytosol
Molecular function (GO): ATP binding; glycerone kinase activity
Source: RefSeq, a predicted model, not a curated record